Molecule: messenger RNA, 1032 nt
Organism: Aureobasidium uvarum
Lineage: Eukaryota; Fungi; Ascomycota; Dothideomycetes; Dothideales; Saccotheciaceae
Source: the annotation of a GenBank genome assembly
AUGCCAGACGAAGACAAGCUACCCAUCGAUCAAGACGACGAGUACAAGUCGAGCGAAGAUGAAGAUUUCAACCCAGAUGAGGUAGAAGCAGCACAAGACGAGGACUUGUCCUCGGACGAAGACGAAGCGCCGCAACCAAAGAAAGCCUCCAAGAAGCGAAAGAAGGCCCAAACCGAUGCCGACGAACUCGACUCUGGCGAUGAAGCCACAAUAACAGAGCUGAGAAAGGCCAAGAAACCGAAAGGUGACGAUGAUGAGGACAGCGGUGGUGAAGGCGGACUGAUCAAGACGCGAGCCCAGAGGAGAGCAGAAAAACAGGAGCGUCAAGAGUACCAGAAAGCCAACGUUGACAAUGUCUCUGUCGAUGUCGAUGCCCUUUGGGCCUCCAUGACCGCCAAACCAAUCGGACGACCUUCGCGAGACCAGCCGAAGCCCGAAGACGUCGCGAACAACCAGGAUGGCGCACCUGAAAAGGCCGACAACAAAGAUGCGCAAGCAGACGAAGACGACAAUGGCAUGAUCACCAUCAAGCGGUCCUACGACUUCGCCGGCCAAAAGGUGACGGAAGAGAAGCGCGUACACAAGGACUCGGCCGAAGCAAAGCUCUUCCUCGCAAACAACGACCCUGCAAAACAGACCAAACCACGCUCGCCAUCGCCAAAAGACGACCAACCCACUCUCCGCCGACCGUUACGCCGCGCCUCCAAAUUCGAGCCCAAUCCUACCGGCGAAGUCAGAGGUCUACCACCAGAGCGCCAACGACUGCGCACNCCCUCUCGAGCCGACGUUCUCGCACAGCAAAAGAGAUUGGAAGAGGAGGCCAAGACCGGCAAGGCUGUCAAACUCAACACCGUCCAGAAGUCGGCCAUCGAUUGGGCUGCUCACGUCGACCAAGAGGGGCUAAAGGACGAGCUGGACGAGUACGGCAGGAGCAAACAAGGUUACAUUGGCAAGAUGGACUUUUUGCGUGGCGUGCACGGCAAGAAAGAGGCGGAAGACCGGAAGGCUCGUAUGGCCCAGUCUUCUGCAUGA